AUGGCAGGGAAGAGAGUUGUGAAGCAGUCAAAGAAAACAAAGAGGUUGGAUGUUGAUGGGGCUAUGGGAAUUCACUUGCAAGAAGAAAUAAUUAUGGACAUCCUCAGCAGGCUACCUGUGCGGCCUGUUUUUCGAUUCAAAUGUGUUUCAAAAUUUUGGAUGACAUUAAUCUCCGAGUCUUACUUUACGAUGAAGCAUCUCAAUCGUGCAAUCAAUAACCUAAGUUCCCAAAAGAUUCUUUUUAUUAGCCAACGGAAUGGCGAGUUUUCCUUGUACUGUUCCUCUUUAUCGUCGGUUCGACUGUUUGAGGAUAUACAAAAGCUUGAUUGGCCUUCUAACCGUAAACCAUGGAGUUGCAGAUUAUACUGUUGUUACAAUGGCUUGGCUCUUAUUGGGAUUGGUAAUUAUCCUGAGUAUAAACACCACAUACUUUUGCUAUGGAACCCCUCCACAGGAGAAUCAAUAGUACUUCCAGAUCCAAGUUUUUCACCUAAAAGACUUUAUAUUUGCGGAUUGGGAUAUGACCUGACUAGUGAUGACUAUAAGAUCCUGAAGAUUGAUGGCGCCUCACGCAAUGAAAUUAUCACGCUGAAAAGUGGUUCCUGGAGAAAAAUUGAGAAACAUCCUAUUGGUGUUUACCCCGUGUUGACUGAUAUGGAUUCUUUGGCAUUUGUACAUGGAGCAUUUCAUUGGCUUGAUUCGUCACUUAAUAAUUCUGUGGUUUCUUUUAGUAUUUCAAAUGAGGUGUACGGAGAAAUUCCAUUGCCAGAGGGAAUGUCUUUGGACGGUUUCAACAUGGAUAACAUAAUCUAUGGCGUUUCGGUAUUUGAAGGAAUGCUUUGUGUUUAUUCUACUCAUAUCAGGAAGUACACUUUAUGGGUAAUGAAAGACUAUGGUGUCAAGGAAUCUUGGUAUCAAUUGUUUACUAAACAAGGUACCGAUGGUUAUUCAAUCAUACCGAAAUACAGGUUUUCAGAUGGUGAAGUGUUACUUUGUUGCAGAAAUUUGCUACGUACUGAUUCUGUAUUUAAGACAUCCAAAGAAUCAUCUGACUUAUGGCCUCAAUCUGAUUUGGAACGUAUUCAGAACGGAUUCGUUUAUACAGAAAGUUUGAUCUCUCCAAAGCUACUUACUUAG
Lycium barbarum (goji berry) is the source of this 1137-nucleotide messenger RNA. Its product is annotated as F-box/kelch-repeat protein At3g06240-like. The record is from RefSeq and is a predicted model, not a curated record. Lineage: Eukaryota; Viridiplantae; Streptophyta; Magnoliopsida; Solanales; Solanaceae. Gene Ontology annotation, molecular function: protein binding. Bases 1 to 1137 code for a protein of 378 amino acids. The transcript has a single exon.